CGCUCUAGGUUUUUUUCUUGCAGGUUGCUCGGGAGAAACCGGCCGCGCAGUGUUUCCGCCUCACUCGGCCGCUGAGCCACCGAAGAGGUCCCACCGUCGUGCGUGGGUGAAGGCGAGCCACCCAUGCCCCCUUCUGUCCGAGAAUAUAUACAUUGAAGUGUGGGACAAGAUAUUUAUUUAAUUUCUGUGUCAAAAUUGAAGACCUGCUAUGUGAAUGAAGAAAGAGACUGAAUUUGUCACUUUCCCCUAAAGAAAAAUGAUAGACAAAAACCAAACCUGUGGGGCAGGACAGGAUUCUAUGCCCUAUAUGACUUGUCUGAUUCACAUAUUCGAAGAAUGGUUUGGUGUGGAACAAUUGGAAGACUACUUGAAUUUUGCAAACUAUCUCCUGUGGGUUUUUACACCACUAAUACUUUUAAUACUUCCUUACUUUGUUGUCUUUCUUCUCUACCUUACUAUUAUUUUCUUACACAUUUAUAAGAGAAAGAAUGAAUUAAAAGAAGCCUACUCUCAUAAUUUAUGGGAUGGUGCAAGAAAAACGGUGGCAACUUUGUGGGAUGGACAUGCAGCAGUUUGGCAUGGUUAUGAAGUUCAUGGAAUGGAAAAAAUACCAGAAGGACCAGCACUUAUAAUUUUUUAUCAUGGAGCUAUCCCCAUAGAUUUUUACUACUUGGUGGCUAAAAUUUUAAUCCACAAAGGCAGAACUUGCCGAGUAGUAGCUGAUCACUUUGUCUUUAAAAUUCCAGGGUUUAGUUUAUUACUUGAUGUGUUUUGUGUUCUACCUGGACCAAGAGAAAAAUGUGUUGAAAUUCUGAAGAGUGGUCACUUGUUAGCUAUUUCACCAGGUGGAGUUCGAGAAGCACUAAUUAGUGAUGAAACCUACAACAUCGUAUGGGGUAAUCGUAAAGGCUUCGCUCAGGUUGCAAUUGAUGCAAAAGUGGCUAAUUAGAGACUGCUGCCAGUAACUUUCACAUUUCAAGGUUUUUGUGUUCCCAUUGCUGUCAAAUGAAAAGACCAGUCUACACUCCUAGUUUGCCCAUCAUGCAAGUAUAGACUGCUAAUUAAAAGGAAAAGAUUAUGGAUGACUCAUUCUAACCCAAGAGCAGUAUUUGAAGAAAAAUGGAUGUUUUCUCUUUACUUUUUAAUUACAAAGUUUACAACAACAUAAAAUACAUUGUCCUCUGUUCUAUACAUAUGUUUAUGUAACUCGUAGAAGUUAUUACUAUAGUACUUUAAUAAUAUGAUCCUAGUAAAAGUUGAUGUACUUGCCCAUUUUAUAAUUAACAUAAAAAUUUAAAUAGUACUGUCCUGUGGUAGAAGGCUGUUCUUGUAUAUUUUAAUCCCUUAUACAGUGACCAGCAUUGAGUAGAAUUAAGUAUUUGCUGAAUUGAAUUUAUUUUUUCAAACACAGAAUAUUAAACACUAGUGGAAAGGAGCCUUUUGAUUUUAUGUUAAUAGUGUUAGUGAUAUUUAAUAUAUAGUACAUUUUAUUUAACCUUAAGCACAGAUGCAGAAAACAAAAACUUAAGACUAUAUGAAUGAUAUAGAAUACAAAAGGAUAUAUGCAGUUGUAGAAAAAUUAACAAAAGUCAAUGUAAUGUGUGUUGAAACAAUGAUAAAAACUAAAAACCUAAUCAAAGAAGGUUAACUUUUCAAGUUUAUAUUUUGAAAUAAAUUUUUCUUCAAAAGUUUAGGAUUAAAAAUGAUAAAAAUUGAUUUGAAAUCACACAAAUGUAUCAUAGGAUUCUAAUUCCUCAUCUUAAAUUUACAGUUUUGAGCAACAUAUUGUUUGGAAGAAGGCUUAAAAGAAAGACAUGAUAUGGAGAAAAAAACCUGUUUUUGUGACCGUUGAGUUUUUAGAUAAUUAAAAUAAUCUAAUUUAAAAUUUUUGUACAAAAUUUCAGAAAAUUUAAGAAAUAGCCUUUUAUAAGCUUAAAACAAACAAAUCUUUAAUGCUACAAACUUAUAAAAUACCAGUAUAAGUUUGAUUAAUAUUGUACCACCCCAACAUCUUGUAGUACUUUUGAAAGCUUUGUCUUGGUACUCCUGUGCAGUGAGGAGGUGACAUAUGCAAUUAUUCCGAUGUUACAGAUGAGACUCAGGCACAGAGAGCUGGAGGGAUGGAAGGGAUCUGGUCAUACAGCAAGGCAGCAGCAGAGCAGAGCACAGUUCAGGACU
This is a messenger RNA of Microcebus murinus (gray mouse lemur), 2178 nucleotides long. Lineage: Eukaryota; Metazoa; Chordata; Mammalia; Primates; Cheirogaleidae. The record is from RefSeq and is a predicted model, not a curated record.